Messenger RNA from Cephus cinctus (wheat stem sawfly), 1367 nucleotides. Its product is annotated as RAB6A-GEF complex partner protein 2. Gene Ontology annotation, biological process: retrograde transport, endosome to Golgi. Lineage: Eukaryota; Metazoa; Arthropoda; Insecta; Hymenoptera; Cephidae. The record is from RefSeq and is a predicted model, not a curated record. Bases 113 to 1258 code for a protein of 381 amino acids. The transcript has 6 exons. Gene Ontology annotation, cellular component: Golgi membrane; Ric1-Rgp1 guanyl-nucleotide exchange factor complex.
UUUAUCUUCUGAUAAUAUUAAAGUCCUCAGCAAGGAAAGGUUGGAAUACGUUGCAAAAUAGUUUUUGACGUUUCUCUCUGUAUAACCAUAAGUUUCAUUUAAUGUUUACGCGAUGAUUGAAAUCGCUGCAAAGUUAAUUAGAGGACCUGUCUAUUUUUCCGGAGAAGUAGUAGAAUGUCUGGUUACUUUUACAAAUCCUCCAAAUCCGAGUCAUCAAAUAUCACAAAGUCACAGUGAUGUUUUCGCGAGUCUGGCAUGGGGAAGUGCACAGAUGCAUUGCCAAUGUUCUACAAAUGCAAAAAUGGUCCUUACGGAUAAAUUAAUCUCUCUCGCAAGACCAGCUGCUAUAAAUGCAAAUACAACAUUUAUUCCAUGGGAACUGGAUAACGGAUAUGCUGUAAUGAACACCAAACCUAAGAUCUUGUUCUGUGACCUUAGAUUAUCACCUGGCGAGAGUAAAACUUACGUUUAUCGAGAGACCAUUCCCAGUGAUGCUCCACCAUCGUACAGAGGACAGGCUGUUAAAUAUUCUUACAAAAUAUCAUUUGGUACACAGCGGAUAAACGACUCCAUUAAACUCUUGCAUGUACCUUUCAGAGUUCUCUCGCUAAGUGAGGUGCCUGAAAUAACACUAUGCAACGACAGCGUUGAUCUGAGUCCCAACAAUCCUUUCACAGAAACUCAAAACAAAGAAACGCCUGUCGACAUAGCCUUGCAAACACUUCAGAACUUAACAGCGAGACGUAGUCCUAAUUUCUACAAUGUGACAAACGUUCGAGGUCGAGUUGUCCGGUUUUGUUUAUUCAAGAAUUCAUACAAGUUGGGAGAAGAUAUCGUUGGGACAUUUGAUUUUUCAAAUGCAACUGUAUCCUGUGCUCAAGUUUCUGUUGCUUUGCAGUCCGAGGAAUAUGUAUCUGAUGAGUAUAAACGAGGCAAAUCUUCUGCGCCAAAAUUGGUCAGCUAUAACAAGCACCAUGAAGUCUGUUUGGGUCUUCGCUAUUCUCAAUUGGUGUUACCGAUACCUCUGCACGUGACACCAGACUUUACCACGGAUCUGGUUACUCUAAAAUGGCGAUUACACUUUGAAUUUGUAACAACCGUUAAAUUAAUGGAACUGCCCAACGAGCGUACGAUUGAUUGGCAAGGACCUUCUUCAAUAGACGUGGAAACAAUGAUUUGGGAUCUACCUCUUCACAUUCAUCCCACAACAACACCUCCAAACACUGCCCCACAUACGACGUGUACGUUAUCGGUAUAGUUCUAACAUAUACUCCAAAAUAAAACAUCUUUACAGUUGCUAAACAUAAAAAUAUAUUUCUUCUUUACAAACUUCACAAUUCAAUUAAAACGAAGAUUAACAAUAAAAA